AUGUCUAGGGAACCAUAUGAAGUUUUUUUUGAAGAAAUAAUGGAUGAUGAAACAUUUUAUAAGUCAGAGACUAAGAUUGAAAGAUUGAUGUUUAGACGACAAAUGCUUUUAAAGUUAAUUAAUCAGGUUAUUGAUAUUAGAGAUGAUUUACUUUAUUCAUGUCAUGGACAAAACAACAAGGAAUUGUCGGAGACAAUAAAUAGACUGAAAGAAGUGUUAAAAUUGGUAGGAGAUCUUAAGACAGAAAAAAAGUUCGACUCUUCAGAAUCUAUUCUUGUUUCAGGGAUUUAUCAUUUGUCUAUUCAGAUUGCUUAUCUGUCGGAUUUAUGUCGGAAUGUAUUUUCAGAGAUAUCUUUAGCGUCUCAAAGAUAUCAAUAUGAUUUAGUUUCAAAUAUUUCUAAAACAAAUAAACUUCCAUUAUCUACAAUUUCGAAUAGUUCUAGACCGAAGCAUAGUACUCACCAUCCUGAAAAUAGGACGAGAUUGUUAAAGGAUUGGUUUCUCGAACAUAUUUCUUAUCCAUAUCCUAAUAAAGAUGAAAAACGCUUACUUUGUCGUCUUACAGGAUUAAAAAUAAAUCAGCUUAAUAUGUGGUUCAUUAAUGCACGAAGAAGGUCUAAUGGGGGGUUGAAAUUUAAAGAGCAAGUUGUUUCGGAUAAUUUAGUACCAUUAGUAUUUGCUAAUUCUGAAUAA
Pneumocystis murina B123 is the source of this 693-nucleotide messenger RNA. RefSeq lists its product as hypothetical. NCBI's taxonomy places the organism in Eukaryota, Fungi, Ascomycota, Pneumocystomycetes, Pneumocystales, Pneumocystaceae. The coding region runs from base 1 to 693 and encodes 230 amino acids. The transcript has a single exon. Gene Ontology annotation, molecular function: DNA binding. Gene Ontology annotation, biological process: regulation of DNA-templated transcription. The record is from RefSeq and is a predicted model, not a curated record.